This is a messenger RNA of Cynoglossus semilaevis (tongue sole), 1135 nucleotides long. RefSeq names its product regulator of G protein signaling 18 (gene rgs18). The record is from RefSeq and is a predicted model, not a curated record. The coding region runs from base 16 to 687 and encodes 223 amino acids. Lineage: Eukaryota; Metazoa; Chordata; Actinopteri; Pleuronectiformes; Cynoglossidae. The transcript has 5 exons.
CCUCAAUUUAACUACAUGGCCCCAAAGGAGGAAGCAUAUUUCAAAAUGCAAGGACCAGAAGACUUGCCAGCGUCAAAGAUGAAGGAAGCAACAAACAGACAGAAAGACAAGGAGAGGAAGAGUCGACUAAGCCUUUUCCUCACCAAGUCUGGCUCUCAUGAAAACGUCAGUCCCCAUAAAAAGACAAAUACGGAGUCCAGCAACAUCUCACCGGAGGCGGCUUUGCAAUGGAGUGACUCCUUUGAAGAACUGCUAAAGCACUCAGACGGAAUGCGAACCUUCGCCGAGUUCCUCAGGACGGAGUUCAGUGAAGAAAACAUCGAGUUCUGGUUGGCCUGUGAAGACUACAAGAACAUUGAUUCGGAGACAAAGCUGCUGUCCACGGCCAAAUAUAUUUAUACAGUGUUUAUCGACGCCAAUGCCCCCAAAGAGGUCAACAUAGACUACAGCACCAAAACGUCCAUAGAGAGGGACAUGGUCCGUCCGACGAAGACCUGCUUCGAAGCUGCUCAACUGAAAGUCUACAACCUGAUGAAAAAGGACUCUUACCCUCGAUUCCUCCACUCUGACAUUUAUCUGCACCUCACCAGGCGGAAAGGCCCCGGGACUACCAUGUUCCGCAGGAGGUCACGCUCCUGUGUGUUCAAUGACCGGGGCGAGGCCUCGAGCAAUCCCUCGGCCUGGUAGGUGUUGCACAACACACCGCAGAUGCGCGUCGACGUGAUUUCGGCUGCGUAAAAAAAUGCAAUACGUGGAGCAGAUUUUAACAGCAAAUUAUAGCGAGAGUUUGAUUUUUUUUUUUUUUUUUGACGUAAUGUGAAAACUGUUUGAGAAGUACUGCAUUAAAACUGACUAAGAAUUGCAAACUUACAAACUUUAAAACGCGUAGCAUAUUAGUCGCUUUUCACAGUUAGUAAGUAAGUAAUCCUCCUGGAACCAGUUUUCACACUGAAACAACGUAGCUUUUUUUUUUUUUUUUUUUUACAUACUAACAUUCCGUAAUAGUAAUAAUGAUGAUUUGCUGUCGGCCGCCAUCUUGUAUAAUUUAUGUAGUGUAUUAUUUCAAUCAGACUGCGUGUGUUGCCUUGCGGUUCAUGCUGUACAUACUAUAAUAAAUGGACUCAUAGAAACCCGC